AUGGCAACCACCUCUCAAUUCUGUUUUCAUGGCAAUAAUAUCUCAGCUCUCACAAUCACAUGGUUUGCACUACCCAUGUCAAAGAAAAGCAACGACAAUGAUUCAGUGCCCUGUUUUAUGCUCACAGUUCUGCCUCGCCUGGGAACUUAUGGAAACAAUAGUGAUAGCGCUCGUCUUAAUCUUCUAUAUGCUAACGGUGAGGACUAUUGUGAGGUUUUGAAGGAAGUUAAGAAGUUGAGUAUUGAAUUAGAUUCUGUAGGCUGGUUUUUGACAGAUUUUGUAGCAACAAAGGUGCAGGUUUUUUUGUCUUAUGGGCUGAAUUUUGGACUGUCUUUCCAGGGCAGAUUAGGACAGCAACAUGGCAUGGUUUUUGUUCAUAUCUGGCAGCAACAACAAGGCUGUUUUUUGGUGCAAGCUGGAGUAUGA
This is a messenger RNA of Vicia faba (fava bean), 426 nucleotides long. The record is from the annotation of a GenBank genome assembly. Lineage: Eukaryota; Viridiplantae; Streptophyta; Magnoliopsida; Fabales; Fabaceae.